This is a messenger RNA of Nothobranchius furzeri (turquoise killifish), 29049 nucleotides long. The record is from RefSeq and is a predicted model, not a curated record. NCBI's taxonomy places the organism in Eukaryota, Metazoa, Chordata, Actinopteri, Cyprinodontiformes, Nothobranchiidae.
CCCAGUCUCCUGUUGCUUCGCAGCACGAAGGUCGCAGGUUCAAAACUCGGCUGUGGCCUUUCUGCGUGGAGUUUCCUCCGGGUACUCCGGUUUCCUCCACAGAUCACAACAUGCCCUAUAGGUUAUAAAUUGUAAGUCGCUUUGGAUAAAAGCGUCUGCUAAAUAAAAAAAAAUAAAAAAACAUAAAAACAUAUCAAUAAGUGGUGUGAACGCAUCACAUUUGCCCCUGUCUUCCUCAUGAAAUGAAUUAAUGUUAAUCUUAUGCAGUAAAAACACGUUUGCUGCAAAUCUGAAGGCUGCUAGUCCAUUUGAUUGAUCGCUGCCGUUCAUCUCUCUCCUCAGUCUCCAUCAAAGUUAUUUGGAAAAAAAAGAAAAAACAAAACGAGUUGACUUUAUCCUUAUCUGUCAGUGCAGCCAACUGCACAGCAAGCUGUUGCCAUUUUACUGUGAAACAAACUAAAUAAAAGCAAAAAAUGGAUACAAACUGGCAUGUUUUGACUAGCUUUGUUGGAGUUUCAGCGUGUGUAAAUGGUCUUUUUGCCGUCCAUCACGGCGAAGGGGGCGAUCCCAUGAGUGGUGUGACGCCAUGUGCAAAGGGUCAAUAAUCAGAAAUAAUAAUAAAAAAAUAGUUUUUCUGUGUUCCACACCUUUAACUUAAACUUAAAUCACACCAUACAUGUAAAACUAACUUUGUACUAAAGUGAGGACUAGGCAAAAUGCCCUCAAUACACAACUAAUAUCCUCACUUAUAGAUGAAAAGUUUGUCACUGGCCCUCAGAUUGCUGCAUAGACAAGUACACGCACACAAGCACACAUCUUUAAAAUCAAAAUUACUUUCUUUGGUAAUAAAAAGUGGUUUUCACUAAUUAGUGCAUUAGAAAUAUACUAGCAGCUCAAUUCUGCAUAGUAGCUCUCCAAAUAAGUGAGAAAAAUUCUUACCAUAGUGUGAUUUAAGCAGAAGAAAAGUCUGUCACUCCACUGUUGCUGCAUUACGUUACAUUUGUACUACACAGAGUGAAGUAAAUGAUUAAACUGAUGACUCAUGACUGCUAAAUGGACAAAAUCCAGAGUCCUGUGUCAAUGUUGUCCCACCUGUUGCCUUUUAACGAGAUAAUAGAAGUGCGGGGUGAUGACACCAUUAUGUAGGUUUUCUCAUGGGUGUCCACCUAAGUUUCACUUCAACAUCAAAGACUGAUCUCUCUUUUCCCUAGAUGUUCACCUCAGUCCAUGAGGGAGCUGCAGCCUGUAAUUGGGUGUGCAGCCUAGGAGACCACGUAUGGACAGCUCAGUGGAGACUGCAAGAGUCAAUUACUUUAUCUGACAGUGCAGCAGGGGAAAAGGUAGCUGUAGCUGUCUGUGAGAGUGGGAUGAAGGGGACAGAGGAUGUGCACUGAUCCAAAACGCUGUUACAAAUGGGGCAUGUUUCUCAGCAGAAAAAAAACAUCAAAAAACUUUAUUUGUUCUUAUGAAUAAUUAUUUUUUUACAUGUUAAAAUUUUAAUCGAACUCGAUUCACCUUUAAACGUUGUGAUGAUAUGUUACCUCCUGGAAACCAACCCUGAAAACAUGGCAACACUUUGUACCAAGCUGAUUUUUUCCCAAAAUGAAAAAAAAGCAACACCGAUUAGUGAACACCACCGUUUCAACCAUUCAGCAAAAGGAACCUGAUCGUUCUUUCCAUCACUUUUUUCAGAAUAUGAUUCAUGUGGCUUUCAUGCACUCAGACAAAAGAAAUGUUAAUGUGAAACUUAUUUCCCCUUCAUCCUUUUUAUGCACAUACAGUAUGUAUCUGCAAUGACAUGCGUCAACACCUGUUUCUCAAGAAAACAAAAGAAAAAGGUCACGUCUGUGACACUGUGCAAAAUGUUUAUUUUUCCACAUUCCUCCUAACAGAAGCCUAGAAUUUUGCAUUAAGAUACUGCAGUAAAAACUGCAAAGGAAAGCUUGAUUUGAGAUUGUUUUUAAAGGAGCAGUCCAGAAAUGAUCACAAGUAAAGCUCGAAGUAAUUCAUUGCGAUUUCUAAAAGGAAAUAUGUUGUUUUUCAUUAAAAAUAAAGGGAUUUAUGUUAAAUAAAAUAAAAUCCACCUUUGAUUAAAAUACUCCAAAGAAUAAAUACCUUAUUUCUGCUCAUUUACCGGUAGUUUUUACGAGGAAAACGGUGGGGGUCGACAUACAAAUCAACUCAAAAAAGUCUCCUUAUCUGCUCGAUGCACCCGCCCACCUUCACACACAUGCAACUGCAUCCAGACCACAAAACCUCUUUUGUCAGGUGCUGUUUUCAUCAGAUGUUCAGAUAAAAUUGUCAGACACCCCACCCAAAAAUAGUCAAUGUGAGAAGGUUUCAAUAGUCAUCUCAGUACAUCUCCCAUUUCUAUAGUAGUGAAAGCUGUCAGACUGUAUGGGGGGAAAAAAAGGUCCACGAACUGUAAACACCCCCAUGUGUUAAAAUUUCCAUCAUGGUUUCAGUGGUUAAUGAAUGCGUACAUGUAAGUGUGAAUUCUACGCGUAGCACUCUACACCCUAGAUGUGGGGCUUUUCCUGCUCAUUAAAAUCGGUACGUUUGUGACUUGCUGGUUCCACAACAGUUGAAUGUGUGUAAAGGUUGCAUGAGAAAUUGGUAGCGUUAGUAAAACUACUCAAAUUGUAAAAAAUUUGAUGUCCACUGGUUGCUGCCUGUCCUCUAGGGGUGCCAAAUACCUGGGCAUGGGCCUGGAUGUGGAGCCAAUGUGUGACAAGGCAGUCCCUCUCUCACCUCAUACAACACGCACAAAAACUACUUCUACACUCACACAAGCACAAACACAACUGAUGACAAUGUGUUUUAAGAGUUUCUAUUUACUUGCUUUGUUUAGUUGAUUAGGGUACCCCCCACUGUUGUUUGUUUUUUUUCUAGGUGCAUUUUGUUGUUGCUAUCCCCCUUGUCUCUCCAUACCCUUUCUCCUACUCCAUGUUUUUACUGUAUGACUUAUUUUGUCUCUGUUUGUCCUCUCUGGUGCAUAUGCACAUGUAAUCUAUCAUAUCAUAUAUGUAAUAUAGGUAAUUUUGCAACAGGGCAAGUAUCUCACCCUGGAAUGAUAUGGCACCCAGACCGACCAUUCAGUUAGCUUUAACGGCCAGAAUACAAUAUGUUAAAGCUGCGAUUCACUGAGAAAUGUAUAAUUGUUCUUUUUGAAAUACAAUUGGUCAUGCUGAGUUUCACAUGCAUGCAGAAUGUGAAAAUGGCUCACUACCCUUAAAGUUGCCUUCCGGAGUUUUCCUCUUUCGGAAAUGAUGUAUGAUUCGUCAGAAAUCUGUAAAAGCGAUUGUCUCACCAUGUACUGUGAUAAAAUAAAAGAAAUAUGUCUUUUAUAAUUUAUUUUUUUGCUAAGCACGCCCCCUGCCCCACAGAGCUCCGUGCAAUAGGAAACUGAGAGCCGACCAAAACUAACCAGUAGCAUUAGACUACCGCUUACUUGCUUCAAAUUUAAGGAAAACCUCGACUGAUGCAGAUUUGUUGAACUUUUCAUGGACAAGUCUCUAAAAUAUAAAUAUAUGAGAACACAACAUGACAUGAGAAUAAUACUCGUAAUACAACGUGUUUUAGCGCCGUUUGUCGGCUACAGAAGCACAUUUAUAAACAGAAACGUGAAGUCACCCUCUUAAAAAAACAGAGGAACCGAGUUUUUGUGUGAUAUGCUUAUCAGCCACUAGAUGGUGCCAACUGACAAGAGAAAUACUCCGGAAAGAAGCUUUAAUUCCUGCAUUAGCCAUCGAAAGAAAAUAAUAAUAGUAAUAAUAAUAAUAAUAAUAAUAAUAAUAAUAGUAACAAUAAUAAUAGAUUAAAGAAAAUUUGAGUCUCUUCUUCAUCACAGGAACAAAUACGCAUUCCUAGACUUAACCCUAUUGGCUUGCAACCAUGGGAGGCUGUGCUCCUUUAGCGACUAGGAGAGGGCUGAGCAUGUCUCGGUUAAGCUAACCACUAGCAUUAGCAACUCCACAACAUGGAAGAACAGGUUCAAGCUUGUGUAACUGAUGGAGGUAAAGCAUCAGGGCCGGCCCUAUCCAAAGUGGGGUCCUGAGCGGAUUUUUAUGAUAAUGUUAUUGAGAUAUUUUUCUCUUGUUCUUACUCCCAUUUUGUAUUGCAGUUUGCGUUUUGACGCCAUCUCUUCACCUGCAUGGAUCCGGCUUCCUGUAAGCAAAUUUCAACCGUCAGGUUUUUGUUUAAUUUUGUUCCAACCUCCUGCAUGCAUUGUUUUAAAAUGGCUUUUAAGUGGGACUAGUUUGUUUUGAGCGUAAUGAAAAAGAAUUAAGUGGCUGUCCCGUGAUCAGUUUAGACCAAUGCAGCGACCACGUUUAGUAAACAGAAAUCCAACAUGGCGCAACACGUGCGCACUGUGGUGUCACAUUACUCAUUUCUUAUUUGUCUCUCUCCUUUGGACAGACGUUGCUCUACCCCCAGCGUGCCUCACGGCAGCAAUGAAUGCAUCCACUGAAGCUAAAUGGGGACCCCUCAUGACCAGGCAAGUGGUGCUCGCUGCAGAACCACAAAGGCGGAGCUGCACCAGAGUCAGCCCCGCCCAUUCCAUCAGUCAGUCCAAUUCCUUCCAGUUGUCAGACUUGAUAGCAUUCUGGAACCAAAGAGGGCGUUGUAGCUAAUAUCUUCUAAAAUGCAAGAUUGAGGACGGAGUUGAGGUUCCAUAUAAUUAAAAAUCUAACUUUUGGAACUUUUAAUCAUGUUAUAUUGUCAUUUCCUCAUAAGAAACAUGCCAAAGCCAUUUUUGGCCUCAUUAAUGCAUUUUCCUCCCAUCUCAGCUUCAAGUUGGUCUCCUCCCCCCGAAGCGGGUCUGGUCUUGGUUCUCAAAUCUGGAUAUUCAGUGAAUUUUCUGACAAAUCAUAUCUGAAAUGACUUCUACUGAGACACUGCCAGAAAAACUGUACAUCCCAUCUACAAAGAUACGCUGGAUGGCACAAAUAUAUGUAACGCCACUCGUUCUCUAUCAGAUGUAGUGGUGAAGUGGUUGUGGAGUGAGUUCACAUGUAGUUUGGUGCAGGUUUGCCUCCCAGUAGCGGCAAUAUAGAGGUACUUUGUAACCCUUUUUCUUCUUUUCUAACUACACUUGCCAGUACUAUGUUUACAACAAUUUAUUGGUAUACCGUUUAAAAUAUAAUGACUGAUGUGUUUUAUUUUUUUUAUUUGUUUAUUUAGCCAGUGUGAGUCAAUUUGUGAGCAGAGUUUCAACUAAAAUGCUGUUUAGGAACGACCAAAUUCAAAGAACUUUUAGAGACAUACAUAUUUUUUGCAGAAAAUAAACAUUACAACUAAAAUAUAAACAAAUUAAAUGUUUCAGCUGGCUAUAUAGAUUGCUACCGAGCCCACUGAGAGUCGAACCAGCAUCAGCUAAGGAGAAAGCAAAUUAAAUCUUAUGAUCUUGCCACUGGACUACCAGAAAACACAAUAUUUUUGUAGGCAGCUUUUGUUGGAGUUGCUAUGGGCAGAUAUUUGCUUAAAGAAACCUUUUCGUUUAGGGAUAUAUUCAGGCUUUGUCAUGUUGCAAGUUAUAUUUAUCUUGGAUAAUUGGAGCAUAGAACAUGGCAUUGACAAUUGUAAACUGGUGACAGCCAUAAUUCAUGUGGGUCAGGUUAGUUUGCGAUAAAGUUGAAAAACAAAAACGGAAGAAGUCAGUGGGCUAGGCUGAGUUUGCGUGAAUGGGCGGGGCUGACUCUGGUGCAGCUCCACCUUAUGGUGCAGCUCCGCCUUUGUGGUUCUGCAGCGAGCACCCUCUCGGACCAUGGGGUCCUACGCACAGUGCAUGAUCUGCUUGUAGGGAGAGGCAGUGCUGUUAAACAUCAACUUUGCAUUUUUUUACCAAAGAAAGGAGAGUGAACGGAGGUGGUGGAAUGGUCAUGCUGUUGCUCGCCAAUCAGUCUGCACCACUGCUCCUCCAGUUGCCUUCUACUCUCUGAAACAGGAGCGCAAGAGCUUUUAUUCCUCAGAAAAUUACUCACAAGGCAUUGAUUUCAUUCAUGUGGACAACAACUCAUUUAUUAAAAUGAUUGCCUGCUUAAAAAAAUCUGUCUUUAAAGACAUUUUUUUUUGAUGAAAACACAAGAGCAAUGCUUUGAAAAUAAAAACAUAACAUAAACAUAAUAUUGAGUGUAAUAUUUUGCCAGUCUUUUUGACUUUUUUAGCAUUUGAAGACUCAAAUGUGUUCCAACAAACUCUGUUGAGUCAUGAUUUAAUAUCUUCAAGUGAAUUAGCACAACUCUUCACAAAUACAAUGCAGCUGGGUUAUUUUAUGACAGAUUUCUAUUGAUUUAAUGAAACAGCUUUACCUUGUAUUCACUAAUGUGUGCAACACGCGAUCUUAUCCUAAACAAAUGCAGUUACUGCCUUCAGUCGCCAUACUUGCCCAUUGUUUUGUCCUCAGACCAUACCGACAUGAGUUAGACCCACUAGAAACCAGUAGAGGUUGUUUUGACACAUGUCAGCUGUGACCAAUCAGAUUCAUAACGCUGCUGUAAUGACAUCACUAUCCCAUCCCCUGCAACUAUUGCAGCGAACUUGUGCGUGCCAAAUGAGAUUUUUCUCAGACCUCUUGUAAUACAUUUUCCCAUUGCAGAUUUUUCCAAUUUCUGAUAUAAUUUUUUGUGGAUAUUUGUUGCUUAACACCAAAUUUUUGUAUCUGUUUAAUUAAUAUUAUUAUAUUUUAAUAAAAGCACACCAGCAAUAUAUGCUAUUACAGCCAGAGGCAGUUGAUUGGUCACCGGUGUGUGUUUUCUGCUAUCAUUGCAUUUAAACUUUGUGUUACUGUGGCACAAAAUAGUGGGUCUCUGUUCAGCCUGAUGGCCAUUGAAGCCCAUACUUUACGAGGUGGAAAAGCAGUGAUCACUAGAAAUGAAAUAGCUGUACUUUCAUUGCAGAGCUGAGAUCAGUCCUGACCAAAGUAUUGAACACUGCUUCAGCUGCCUGACAGCGAUGUCAGGGAGUCGUUGGAUGCCACUGCCCUGCCAACAAAGAUGAAAAUUUAAAAAUUCAUUUAAGGUGCAAUAUGUAGGGAUGGUGUAAGAAUCACAUCCUGUGGUCUGAUAUUGUUACUGUGGUUCAUUUUUCUAAGCAAAACUUCUCUUUCCCACUGCUGUUCUGUGAGUUUUAUUGUUGUUGCCAGUUAUGGAUCAGCGCCAGAAGAUUCUAGAUGACAAGCAAAGAUGAGUCAUACAUGAAGUUGACAAGUAGAUAAAUACAUAGUCAUAUCUGGUAUUAGCACUCUUGGGUGUUUUACGGUAAGGAGCUCUUACAAAAAUUUAUCACGGUAGUAUCCCUCCAGCAGAGAAAGUGUAGUUGUUUGCCAUUGUGCUGUUAUAGUUCUGAACGACUUAUUAAUCAACCAAUCAAUUUUAUUUGUAGAGCACCUUCCGCAACGUUAUCAGAAGCCCAAGGUGCUGAACAGCAUCAUAAAAACAUUCCUAGUACCUGGGCAUAAGAGCAAGAUAAUAUCAUAAAAUCAUAAAAUAACAAGCAACCAAUAUUACAAAUACAGAGAGGUAACGGAAUGAGGCUAAUCAAUUAAAAACAAAUGGUGGACAAAAUGAGAUCAAGCAUCCUGAUCAAAAAGAAGAAGUAUUAAAAACCAUACUGUCAGGACAAUUCAGUGAACCCUAGCGCUGAAAAGCAAUCAAAUAGAAAUGAGUCUUUAGACUAGACUUAAAGACUUGAAGGGACGGCGCCUGCCUAAUGCUCAAUGGCAAUUCAUUCUACAGAGUUGGAGCCAAAACAGAAAAUGCACGAUAACCCCUCGAUUGAUAUUUUGACCGGGGGACCACCAGACGUCCCUGCUCGGCUGAGCGAAGAAACCGAGAUGGAACAUACUUGUGCAAAAGUGCAGUAAUGUAAGAGGGGGCACUGCCCUGGAGGUCCUAAUAAACAAGAGUUAAGAUCUCAAAUUUAGCUCGAUAUUGCACCGGGAGCCAGUGCGGAGUGGCUAGCACUGGAGUAAUGUGAUCUCGGCAUCUGGUACCUGUCAGGAACCUAGCCACUGAGUUCUGUACAAAUUGAAGCCGUGCAACCGUGCACUGGCCCAGACCGGCAUAUAGAGCAUUACAGUAGUCCAGACGGGACAGGACGAAAGCAUUCAACACGGACUCCAGAUGAGCUCUGGACAACAGGGCCUGAUCCUGGAUAGUCGUUUCAGAUAAUAAAAAACAGGACCUCAUCACCGUAUUUACGUGAGUGUCAAGAUUAAGUGAGGAGUCAAUUUUAGCCCCAAAUUACUGACUAUUUUCUUUUCAUAGGGGGUCAAUGGGCCAAGGUCAAAAUCAGCACCUGGGCCAUUUCUUCUACCAGGACUAAGAAUUAUGACUUCCGUUUUGCUCUCAUUUAGGUGCAAAAAAUUGGAAGCCAUCCAGCAUUUUAUGUCCUUCAAACAGUCCAGUAAAGGAGAAAAAGAUCGAUCUUCCCCACGUCGAAAGGGGAGAUAGAUCUGGCAGUCAUCAGCAAAAAAAUGAAAUUUCACAUAUGCCGACGAAAAGGAAGUAAAACUCCACGAUUGAUUCAUUAUUUUCUUCAUGCAUAUUUUUCACUGCUAUAUCGAGUUGUUGGUAAUUGAGAGCCAACUAUUUGUUUCUAACUCACCGUUAGCAUUGUUAGCUCAAUUUUAGCCUCCAGCCUGUUUAACUAUAUAAUAGAGUAAAGCAGAGUGGCUUCUUAGGAGUACAAGAAAUAACUUUAGGGUUGCUCCUUUAUACUGGCUUUGCUUCUUUUGCCUGCCAGUGUCGAAUUAUAAAUGCCCGAGCUGCAGCGUUAGCUCGGUGCAGAGUCAACAGCCUCACAAACUCACUGGAAACAGUAACUAUAGCCCUCUUUUGUCGUCAGAAAGGAGAAAAACUAACAACUCCACAGACUACUCAGAAUUAAAUAUAUUUCAAUGUAACCUUCCUUCCAACAUGACUGAGACAUUGACGAUUGUUUUGUAAUUAUUUCACUGUAGAAUUAUUACAUAUUGCUCCUUUGAAGUAGUCACGAAAGUAGAAAACUGUUAAGUGUCGAACCACUUGCAAACACUUUUUGACACUUCUUAGAUCAGUCUGUCCUGCUCCUGUGAACCACUUAAGCCCAGAUUAUGAAGCUUGCGUAAACAGCAGUGUUGGGAGUAAUGCGGUACAAAAGUAAUUAAUUACUGUAAUGCAUUUCUUUGUGCUGUAAUGUGGUAAUGUAAGGCAUUACAGGGAAAGAAAAUGGUAAUAUUUACUCGGUACAAUUGUCAGUAACGCGGUAAUUACAAUGCAUUAUUAAACCCAGAAUCAAGAUGUGUUCCUUAAAAAUUCAAAUUGCGGGAAACCCGAAGAAAUAUCCAGUAUCUGCAUAUAUUACGUCAUUUAUGGACUCAGCUUUGCGGGCAGAGAGGACGCAGCGGUACGCGGUAACGGACCGCGGUCAAGUGAGCUGUCAUUUGUGAGCCGCGGUCAAGCCAGCCGCAUCUUAUCCGCCGCGAAAAUUUCAUUGCGCGUUUACAACAGUCAACGGCUCAACUACUCAAGCUGCGUCCUGCACGCGGCCGCUGAAACAUUCACAAAAUCGCUCCACUAAAACAAAAUAAUUCUCUUGCGAUCGUUCAUAUCAGCGCAUAUUCUCUGGUAUUUUGUGCUUUUCUGACGUGCUUUGCCUCAGCUGAGUUCAUAAUCUGUACCCCGGUGAUUUCAACUCAUUACUGCUGGAGCGCCGCGCGUGUGAAGAUCCCUUUGGCUGAUCGUUAGAAAGUAGGAAGUCUAGGAAACAGUUUUUUCUGGAAGACGGAGAGAACAUGCAGCAUGCAGGAAGGUUAGAGAGAGAAAGGGCAGGAAAUUAUUCAAAUAAAAUCAAGAAAACAAAACAAAGUGCUUGAAAAGAAAAAAGUAGGUAGAUUUAUCCCCAAUACACAUUUUUAACCAGUGAAAAGCAACAUUAUAUAUACGCUAGGGCCUGCAGGACUUUAUUUUUUUUAAAGUCGACAGUCAAGUAAUGAAAGUCGAGUCGACUUCGACUAGUCGUUGAUGACGUCAUACGCCGGAAGUGGUGGUGGGGGGGGGGGGGUCGGUCGGUAGGUUCGCUGGAGUUUUUGACAAUUAAAAUUGCGCCCACAUUUUCUAAGUCAACACAUCUCUUUUAAAAACAGUAGUUUCUGCAUCCUACUUCAGUCCUCUCCCACCUCCCCCUGCGCAGCAGCCGCAAACUCACUGAUGCGCCUGCAGCCUUUCCUGCUGCUCUAAACAUUAAAAUAAUUAUUUUCUGUUCCUCACUUCUGAUUACCUUCAGUGGUGUCUGUUUGUUGCAACCACCAGGUACAAAAACUAACUUGUUUUUAUUUGACUAUUUUUCUGUCCUGCCUGUUUAUUAUCUUCCUGCAUCUCCUCUCAAUCCUAAAGAGAAACUGCCACCUGGGUUCAUAUAUAUUCACCUUAUGAGUUACCUUUGAACUGCAGUUCUAAAAGAUCUACCGACCGCAAAAACAGCGGAGUGCCGCUGCUCGCCGGCCGACUACAACGGGACCGUUUUUGCUGCGGAGUUCAUGCCCGGAGCGGAGCGGAGUGGAGUGGAAUCUUGGGGGUGUGUCACCGGAGGACAACAGGUGAUGCGCCUCGCUCUGCAGCAGCGAAAUGCAUCAGGCACAAAUAACAGACAGAAAACAUGAAAGGAAAUGAGCCGACAUGAACGAUCGCGUGUUUAAUUUGUUUUUGAGGUGGUGACACCUGAUUUGGCGGUGCUCAGGACGCAGAUGUCUGGAGCGCACGUCAACGAUCAGAGCUUUGCAUGCGCAAACUGGUUAAGAUUAGGAUGGGGGUGAGGGGAAGGUUAAAUUGCAAGAGGGAAAAGGUCACAGUUUGGUUAAAUGUCCGUUUUACCGCCGGUGUCAGCACCGCGUUGCCUCCGCCUCGAUCCAGACGCGCAGGGGCUCAUCACCUGCUGUCUUUUCCGAGGACUGCAUCUUGUCAGUCAUUAUCACGUGACAGCGACUAGUUGAUGACAGGCAUAAAAAGUCACUAGAGCCGUGAAGUCGACUAGUCGACUAGUUCGUACAACCCCUAAUAUACGCAUUUAAUAUUUAUGAUAGAAUCAGAUCACCCCAGGAGUCAGCCCCACAUCCAGGGCCGUAUCAAGGAAUUUGGGGACCAAGGCAAUAUAGGCUUGGGGCCCCCACCACCUCACUCCCUGCUCAGUUAAUGUAAGAUGGCAGCGUGUUGAGAAUACAGAUUGUUGUUGCUUUUAUUUAAUAAACAAUCAUUUUAAAGCACUGUUAUUAUAUCUGACUGUUUUUAACAGCAAUCCUAGCUCAGACACCACAUCACCUUCCACAUAUAUGUCAUGAGGUCACUGAGUGUCACAUGACCAGAUUCAUAUUGAAGUUGUAUGAAAGUAACUUAGAGUAAUGCAAAAGUAGUGUAAUGCCUUACAUUUUAAAAUCAGUAAUAUUGUAAUGUAAUGAAUUACUUUAAAAUGAGGGUAACAAGUAAUAAAUAAUGCAUUACAGUUUUGAAGUAACUUGCCCAACACUGGUAAACAGCAACCAUCAAAAUGCAAUAACAGCUCAACAGGAUAGCACGGAGAACUUUAGUGUGAUUAGAGAACGAUGUAGUGGAGAGUAAGCGGAUGUGCCGUUCUCCAAAAACUUGUCUCUGAAGUCUUUUUCACAAGGUCAAGGAUGACUGGUUGAGAUCUGUGGUCGUGCAUUCAUGCAGAAGGAGCAGUGCACAAACCCCCCACCCCCAAAUACACACACACACACACACACACACACACACACACACACACACACACACACACACACACACAAACAAACUCACACAUCUUGAAGUGCACAAGCACAACACACACUAUUAAAAGAGAUCAGCAAGAGCAGCAGGGGGUUAUGCUCUGCAGGCAGAUGUGGUCUUUCAGUGGCUUCAAAGUUUCUGUAUUCCCUCCAUUUCUGUUCUGUAAUUUCACAGCUCAAGGUCUACGGACAUGGUGGGAAUAAAUUAAACAGUCUAUUGACGCUAUUUUGUCUUCACCCAACUUUAAAAUGAAUUGCAACUGCUCUGUGUAAAAUGAAUAAGGGAGCAGAAAAUAAAUGUCAACAUAGUAUCGCUUUCUUUAUUGCAGAAGGGAUUUAGGAAGGGCGAGUGAAUCGCAAAUGGAAAAACACAAAAAGGUAGAUUCAACAUGUUUUUUUAAACAUCUUUUGUACGUUCUUGCUGUGUUUGUCUUCAAAUUCCAUUUUUAGUUCUUUUUUAAACAAGGGCUGCAUGGUGGCGCAGUUGUUAGCAGUGUUGCCUCGCAGCACGAAGGUUGCAGGUUUGAAACUCGGCUGUGGCCUUUCUACGUGGAGUUGCGUGUUCUCCCCAUGCAUGCGUGGGCUUCCUCCGGGUACUCCAGUUUCCCCCUCAGAGCACAACAUGCCCUAUAGGUUAUAAAUUGUAAGUCGCUUUGGAUAAAAGCAUCUGCCAAAUAAAUAAACAUAAACACAGAUAAGGUUUUCCUUUACCUUGCUGACAUUUCGUUUGCAGCUGCAAACAUCUUCAGAGCUGAUGCUGAUGGUGGCGUCACUUCCUUCUCCGUUUAUCCAUGGGCAGCAGAGGACAUUGUCACACUCUGCUGCCUGCUCUCCCCUCUCCGAUGAUGCAGUCCCAUGCGCGAUCCAGUGAGUAAACUCUAUCGUCUCUGUUCAUGGUCCCACAUCCACGUCUCCCUAUCUCUAUAGCUUCCUUUGUCCGUCUUUUGUGUUUCUGUUGUUCAGUGUUCAUGAUCUUUGUGUUGUCCCAGUCCAUUACAUGGUUUUCUCUUGUGCAGUGGUCUUAUGGCUGACUUCUUUAUUGUGCUUUCUGCUUCUUCUUUUGCUGCUCUUGUGUGUCUUCGACUUGUUUCUUUCUCGCACUCCUUUCUAUGUUCUAUUGUUCGUGUGUUGAGUUGGCGUCCGGUUUCUCCUAUGUAUGUUUUAUUGCAGAGUUUACAUGGGAUUUCGUAAACGACUCCACAUUUAUGUCCAGCUGGUAUCUUGUCUUUUGGGUGUACUAGUCUGUUUCUAACUGUUGUGUAUGGUUUUGUCGGUGUGUUUAUGUUGUCUUUUUUCAUUGUUGGUCUUAUUUUUCUGUUAUGCCUUUGAUGUAUGGUAGGGUUAUCACUGGUUUUGGUUUUUGUCUUUCUGGGUUUCUGGUUCUUUGCUUUGGUUGUUCUUUUCUUUCUGUUGUUGUUUGUUGUUUUCCUUUGUUUAUUGCCCAUGUCGGGUAUCCGCAGGUCUUUAAAGCGUGUUGUAUGUGUUUGUCCUGUUGUUUACGGUCUCUUUCUUCUGUUAUCGUAUUUGCUCGGUGAUAUAAUGUUCUGUUUACUGACAUUUUGUUCAUGGUCACACACACAGUAGUAAUGGACAAAGAAAAAUAUAAACAACAGAUGAAACAGAUGCUAGAGGACAAAAAUACAUACAAAAUACUUUAAAAAGACCCACAGGAAAAACAUUAAGAAAAACAUGAAAAAAUUACUGAAGCCACUACAAGAAAAAGGUAAAAUAACAGAAAAAAUGUACAAACACUGGAUCCCUACAGCAAUCAUAAUACCAAGAAUCUACUGAACUGCAAAAAUACACAAACAAAACACCCCACUUAGACCAAUAGUAGAUAGCAUAGGUACACCAACAUACAACAUGGCAAAAGAAAUCAGCAAAAUCAUCAGCCCGUUGUUAGGUAACACAGAUCAACACUGCAAAAAUAGCAUAGAACUGGCAAAAGAACUGAAAAAGACUACAAUAAAAGAUAACAAUAAACUCAUCUCUCAUGACGUCACAACCCUGUUUACAAAAACAACAACCCAAAAAAACAUAGACAUAGUAGUUAACAGAAUCAGACAGGACAAAACUUUACACAAAAGAACAAACCUCACAGCAGAUGACAUAGCACAACUGAUAGGACUAGUAGCUAGCUCCACUUACUUCACAUACAAUAACAUAAUAUACAAACAACUGGAAGGCUUCGCCAUGGGUAACCCAUUAUCAGCCACCCUGUGCGAGUUUUUCAUGGAAGAUCUAGAGCAGAAAGCCAUAGCCACCGUCCCCCCCAAACUGCAAAAUAAAACUAUGGAAACGCUACGUAGAUGACAUACUGGAAAUCAUACCAAAAGGACAAACAGAAACACUAACACAACACUUGAAUAACAUUGACAACACAAGGAGCAUGAAGUUCACUUAUGAGUCAGAAACAGAAGGCAGUAUAGCAUUUAUGGACAUGAAAAUAAGCAGGCAGACCGACGGGACCCUAAACUUAAACACAUAUAGGAAACCAACACACACAGACCAAUACUUAUUAUGGACAUCAGAACACCCUACCAUACACAAAAUGUCAGUAAUCAGAACAUUAUAUCACCAAGCGAACAUGGUAACAGAAGAGAGAGACCGUAAACAAGAGGACAAACACAUACAACACGCUUUAAAGACCUGCGGAUACCCGACAUGGGCAAUAAACAAAGGAAAACAACAACAGAAAGAAAAGAACAACCUCAGCAAAGAACCAGAAACCCAGAAAGACAAGAACCAACACCAGUGAUAACCCUACCAUACAUCAAAGGCAUAACAGAAAAAAUAAGAGCAACAAUGAAAAUACACAACAUGAACACACCAACAAAACCAUACACAACAGUUAGAAACAGACUAGUACACCCAAAAGACAAGAUACCAGCUGGACAUAAAUGUGGAGUCGUUUACGAAAUCCCAUGUAAACUCUGCAAUAAAACAUACAUAGGAGAAACCGGACGCCAAAUCAACACACGAACAAUAGAACAUAGAAAGGAGUGUGAGAAAGAAACAAGUCGAAGACACACAAGAGCAGCAAAAGAAGAAGCAGAAAGUACAAUAAAGAAAUCGGCCGUAACAGAUCACUGCACAAGAGAAAACCAUGUAAUGGACUGGGACAACACAAAGAUCAUAAACACUGAACAACAGAAAUACAAAAGAUGGAUAAAGGAAGCUAUAGAGAUAAGGAGACGUGAAUGUGGGACCAUGAACAGAGAUGAUGGAGUUUACUCAUUGGAUCGCGCAUGGGACUGCAUUAUUGGAGGGGAGAGCGGGCAGCAGAAGGCGACAACGUCCUCUGCUGCCUGCGGAUAAACACAGUAGGAAGUGACGCCACCAUCAGCAUCAGCUCUGAAGAUGUUUGCAGCAGCAAAUGAAACAUCAGCAAGGUAAAGAAAAACCUUAUCUGUGUUUAAAAAAAGGACUAAAAAUGGAAUUUAGCAUAUUUUAUUCUGAAAUCCUAUUGUUUGAGUUUUAUACUUUGUUGCAUACAAUAAAUUUGGCAAAAGAAACGAUUGUUUUAACUCAUCUUCAGUUUCUAUGUUUCCAUAUAUUUUUAUCAAAACUUGCUUUACCUUGUUCAACACCACAGGAAGCAUGGUCCCCGAGUGUUAUUGAGAAGGUUGCUAGUCUGCCACACCAUCACACUCACACAUCUAGGGCUAAUUUAAAGACAAAAAAAUAAACCUAACCAUGGAUGUUUUCAGUACGAGGGAAGAAAAUGGAGAAGAAAAAUCACCCGUGCCUAAGAAAAUUUCGCAAACCCCCAAUCUUUAGUUGCACUGGGAUCUUCUCGCUGCAAGACAACAAUGCUAUACACCUCUGCGGCUAGUCUUCAAUUUUCAAACCACAAAUGUUUUUGAUUAGGCUUUAAACACACAAGAUCCAUAAAACUGUUUUCAUGUUUUUAGUGUUUUACCCAUGCUUUAAUUUAGAAAGAAAGAAAGCUGUAUCAUUCAAUUGCUUCUCGCUUUUUGCACCAUGGCUUUCCCACAAGGUUUAGAGAGACCAGUGAUGAUCAACAUGUUUCACAAUCAAUGAAUUAGCAGAACAAGUAUGCAAAAUGCAAUUUUUUUUGUUCAAAGGACAACUUCUACAGUUAAGCCCAAUUCAUACUUCUUCUUUAGCUCAGGUUUAGAGUCAUGCACACGCAUUUACAGAGAGGUCUUCCUUUCGGACUUCUCCAUUGCUCGAGGAGUAAGCAAUUUCCCACCAAGAAAACAGUCAGUACUACUCUUGGAUGGGUCCUCUACAAAAAGUCAAUGAGGCAAUAAAAGUUAUUUAAUGAUCCUGUUUGAUGUAUGCUAUGGAUUUAACAUAUUAUGUCCAUGAAUUUUAAAGACGCAUUUCAAUGCCAAGAAAGUGCUUAUUUUUGAAUGGCUUCAAAAGUUACUUUAGGAUAUGUGUGAAAAGACGUAGCAGACUACAAAUGCUUGUCUCACCAAAUGGAUGUCAUCGAGCCAGACACGGAGAAGAGAAGAAGAAAAAUGGCUGUGAGUUUAACGAGCUUUGAAUCCUUCCAGGAAGAAGGAAGGAGCAUUAAACAUGAAAAAAAAAAAAAAACUAAAUCUGGCCGUGUGGAAACUGGCAGCUACAUCGCUGGGGAAGAAGAGAUUCUGUGUUGAUGUCAUAGUUGACUUGUUAUUUGUAUUUUUUUUUCAUUACAAAUGUUUACAAGCUAAUAAAUUUCAAAUUACAUGACAGUCAAAGCACAUAGAAUUUGAUUUCAUUUCAAUUAAAGUACACGUGUGAUUCAGUGCGUUAUGGGCUCGACACACGGGAGGCGACAUCGCCUCUCCUCCUUCAUUUUCAAUGAGACAUGUGCGACAAAGCGAUAAUCGCGGGUCUCCCUCCUACCAAGUGAAAUGCGAAAAACGUGCGUGUGAAAUUUUGUGCUCGUGCACGUGUCGUGCACGUGCGACCCAGCGACGCGAUCCCAGAAAGUUGAAACAUUUUCAACUUUUCAUCGCUGUCGCUUGGGCGAGGACCAAUCAACGGAGGUUUCGUUCACUGACCAAUGAGCGGACAGGAUGCUCCGUACAUCUCCGAGCAAACAUGAAGGAGAAGUUGAUUAUUAUUAUGUUUUAUAGUAAAAUCAGAAGUAAGAUUUCACAUAACUCUAGCAGCACCUUGUGAAACAUCAUAUCUACCACUUUUUAAACUCUGAACCGCUUAAAUCACCUUAAUUCCCUCCAACCUGACACAGCCAAACAAAACAACGGAAGUUUCGAUUUCGCCAUGGAACAACGCGCAGACGGCCUUACCGCUGGCCGCUGCCGCGGAUCGCCUCCCGUGUGUCAGGUAAUAAAAGCGACUGCGACAAAUUUCGCUGAUCGCGGUCGUUUAUCGCCUCCCGUGUGUCAAGCCCAUAAGGCAAAGCGGACUAGAGAGUAUUUUUUUUUAUUCCGUUCCGUUACAUUAUUUUUUUUCGUUGUUUCGGGGACACAUGCCGACCAGAAGAGGAGGAGUCUUAGGCUCCUUUUUGUGUUCAUAUUGUGCUUUUGUAUUUCAGAGACUUUUUACAACAGCCACAGUUUUCCCUCAUUCUCCUCCACCUCUUUGUCACCUCUAAACCAUCAUUUCCUGGAAUUUGCUGCAUAUCUUUUUGAAAAAAAGUUAAUAUUUUUGGACUUUUUCCGUGCGUUUGCGUCCAACGCUAAAUAUCUUCAGCACAAUUUUUUUUUGAGGAGAAAUGGCAGUGCUGUUGAAGAUUUUAAAGGAAGUGGCAUCCUCACCAAUCACAAGCUUGUGGUCUCACUUUCAUUGGAAAGUUAAAAAUAUACACGUCUUCAUCACCCUCUGCAGGUCUGUCUCAGAGCCCUUGCAAAAACGUAUAAUGGCGUUGCAUGUCUCCGUACCCACGCAGACGGGGAAAUAUAAAUUAGGCUUUAAUCUUUAAUGGUUCUUUCAUUUAUCAAGUCUAAAAUGUAUUAAUCUACUUUUGUCUGUAGUAAGGCACUACUUGAGACAGAGCUCCCAUUCUGAGUCUUUCUCUUUCAGCUUCCAGCAGCAAGUCUACCCAGAUGAACCCAGCAGAGAGCCACAGAUUGACUCUUCAUUUCUCACGAAUAAACCUGCAAAACUCUCGCUGUGCCGCCGUCUGUGCUAAAGCUAGAAGCAAAGAUUAGUCAUUUGUUCAGUCGGUCUGGGUGAUGAGAGCCAUGUUAAUAUAAACAGAAGUGAUCUGGAUGUGAGUCACAGCAUAAACAGGAAGACUGGACAGCCUUGAUCAUCAGCAGAAUUACUGGUAGCCUCCUUAUGUUAGCAUCAAAUAUUUUGCAAGGGCAGCUGUUGCAUUUGUCCCCUCUCUCACCUCCCACACAAACAAACAUAAAAAAAACAUUACUCCCCUCAUCACGAUGAUGACCAUCACUUUCAUACACCAUUCACAUUGACAUUUUAUUGCAGGACCUUUAUAUGCAGCUUCUUUAUAGGAAAUGAGCCCUAUCAGUAUUUUUAGAACCAAGUAUUUAAUUUAAUUCACAUUGCUGCAUGUUUGUGCAACUUUCUGCAUGUUAACUUUUGGGAAAUCAGUGUUCUUGUCAGGCCAAAUAAUGUGAAAAUGCAAGAUGUAACAUAAGAAAAACACUGUUCUUGGCGCUCUAAUGGAUCUUCCGCAAUCAGCUAAGGGAGGCUGAUGUGCUUACACAAUAAUUUGAUAGAGACAACAUCUGUUUAUUGCUGCUGUUUGGUGUUUAUGUAGCACUCUGCACAACUGUUGUAUAAGUUGUGCAGCAUUAAACAGCCCUGGGUGUGGAGCGUUCCAUAGACCACCAGUGCCCUCUGUCAGCCCAAACCAGAACAUCACAUAUUUUAUCUGUUCUUUUAUAAAAGUCAGGAUAAAUUUAAAAAAUGCUUUUAUUAAUGCAUUAAAGCUGCUUUUACUUGCUAUAAAUAUCUAGCUAACCCUCCUUAACCAAUGCACACGUCUUGCAGGGGAAACUUGAAGUUUCAGAUAUGAGGAUGUUGCAAGAUACCACAGAGUCUUGCAAACACCAAACCCGUGGGCGUUCUUGCAGUGGGCUCAUUUUGAGUUGAAGGGAUCUUGGGGCAGUUAUUAGUAUUUGUGCUUGUGUGUGAAACUGAAAACUGAUUGUGGGAAUAGAACCAAACACCCAGCCUUAAGAUUUGAUAAUAUCUAGACACUCUCAUCUUAGACAUUUUCCAGUCUGGGUCUGUUUCAUUUGUCGCUUCCUUUGAACGAAGCAAGAGUUUUAUCUCUAUUAGCAUCAUCUCUUGAAACUGUGUAAAAACAAAGGUAGAAAAAUGCAAGAAAAUUAAUUAGAUUUAAAACAUUUACAUGGCAACAUGCACAUGCAGAAGAUGAAUUUGCAAUUACAGCAUCAGCUUGGAAUCACUUAAAAAUACCAAUAGAUUAUUAAAUCUAAGAAAGGGUGACUUUAGCAAACAUAAAACAUAAAAGCUUUUCUUUAAAAAGUUAACAACAGAAAAAUCUUUGAAAUAUGUUGCAACCUUUGAAAACGUUUUAAUAGAUAUUCUGGACAUUUCAAUGACUUUUUAAAUAAUAAAGAAAACUGGAUUUUCUGGUUGAUAUCGACCGGAAAACCUAAAUGAACACUACAUGAGACAUUUUAACAUGUUGCAGCUUAUGCAGAAGUUUGAGAAAGUGUGUAAAAUAUAAGUGUGUUUCAGUAUUACUGUUGGUGGUGUGUGUGGGUGAGUAUGAGUAUUGGAGAAAAAGACCAUGUAUUUAGGAAGUUAAAGCACCCAUUUUCACCUAAUACAACCUCUCUAGACAGUGAACAAAGUCAGAAUCUAAAAGGUUCAUUAAAUGUUCAGUAAAAUUUGCAUUUAUCUGUAAAAACUGAAUUCAACACCAUUAAAGAGUUGAACACCAGGGGGAGGUGUUCAGCCACCUAACAGGAAUUCAGUGUAUUUUUGAUGUAGAUUGAAACAAGGUUCUCAGGUGAACAUUUUCUCACAGUGAUAAACCUUUUACCUAUAGUUAUUCAUUCAAAUUAAGUUAAACCACUAGAGUGUACAACAAAUAAAAGUUUGUAGGCUGAUUAAUGUGCACCUGAGCCAACUGCUGCAUACCACAGGAGGGCGCUGCAGCUAAAGGAAGGUCAUCUGCAGCAAAGUGAAACACUACACUGCAACAAAUGUCAGUGGCAAAAUAAAAAUGCCUGCGAUGCAACUAAGUGACUUUUUAAAGAAAUGGUACAGGUCUGACUGUGCUGAUAAGUACAAAGGAUUCAUGUGAACAACAGCUUCUGACACUUAUGCCUUGCUUUGCGACUUUUACUUAAUUGGUGUAUUUUAUAUGAUACAUUUUUGCAUAAUAAUCUAAAGUUUCUGAUUUAUCUCAGAUAAACACAACGCAGCCAUUAUAUCGACUAAAGUACAGUGAAAUGUAACUUAUCUACAUUUUUAUUUAAUAGCGCAUACACACACACGCACAUUAAGAAAGUAGAUAAUGUGACAUUUUUCUAUCAGUUUAAUUAACCAUUGAAAUUAAUUGGAACAUUGAGCAGCACUUUUAGUAAACUUGAACAGAUACACACAAAUACUUCCCAUAGGUGCAAACGGACGUUUUGUUAAAUCAAGGGGCAAACGUCCCUUGACUAAAGUGAAGCCAAUGUGGAAGUCAUAAAAAUUGCAGUUCCCCCGUUAUCCACUAGGGGCCAGAUCUAAAACAGAGCAAGUUCUAAUUGACUCCCAUGUUAAAAAUGCCAUGUUCAGGCGUGUGACACAGCCAAGACAGCGGUGGUGGGGACCGCCCACUGGACUUCAGUUCAGCUCUUCAGAAAACUACGGUUGGCAUUACAGAGGUUUAGUCCAAUAUUUCCACAGUCAUUGGUUAAACCCCAAAUCAAGUCUCUCAGUGUCUUACUGUGGUGAGCUACAAAAUGCCUUGCAUGAUCAUUUUGUCUCCCUAAUUGCAUGUGAAUCCAACUGCAUGCCAAUUCUUAGUUUGUUAUUUGGAUGAGUUUGGGAGUCCGUCCUUUCCCCUGUGUUAAGUUACAGGGGUUAGUUUAGGUUUUCAACACCAGAGGAGAAUCCCAAAUCUUUUUUUCUGACAUUUUUGUUGUUUGGCAGUGGCUCUUAACUCAUUUAUUUGCUGUAUAUUUUUUUCCAAUACAUCUAUAUAUUUUUUCAAACUUUACACGUUUUCUUUAGUGUCUAUUGAGCCUCUGCAACACCUUUAUGCUAAUGCAUUUGGGGGCUUGACGGGAAUUUGAAUUCCAGACCUUUCAGUUAGGUCACUUGUACAGAUAUUCACAGAUUCACACUUCAAGUGUCAACAUGUCCCAAUUAAAGUAAUCAAAGUGACCCACUUUUCAGGUCAUUUCAAGAAUGAACCAAGUGCCUGAACUGGGGUAUGAACUCUUAAAUUGCCCAGUAGAAUUGCUGGGCAAAAUGUGUGUGCAACUCAUUCAGGUUGGUUGUAACUUGAUAGAAGAUGACACCAUUAGACAGCGGCAAAAGAACGGAAUUUGUAAAUUUGGAGGAGUUGUUAGUGUAAUGAUAAUAGAGGGUAAAUUGCUUAAGAGCUAUGUAUUAUUAUUACCACCACUUGUGAACAAAGCUAUGAUACUCUAUAUAAAUAGAAUAUCCCCUGCUUGGUCUCAGUAUGAUUAAUUAGAAGAUCCUAGGAUUCUUUUAAUUAUUAAGGGAUCAUACACACUUCACUUUGAUUCAAGAAACAGUCAGGUUUAUAAACAAAAUAAGAAUUUAUUUUACAAACCAUUAAUACUUGACAAAUUGUUUAAAUUAUUAUUUACUGUGAGUGGAUGCAAACUAAAAGGUUGGUGUCUGGAACCUAUGUGUGAAUAUAAUGUAUUCAGAAUCUCCGUUCUCAGAGCUGAGUUCUGGAUGGAAAGAAUUUGGUUUGCAAAUAAACUAUAAAGAUGUUAUUAUCGGAUCACAUUCAGAUGCUAUCUGUGUGUCUACUUUACCCGGAUUAAGAGACCCUCUUGGUGGAUCCGAAAGUGAGAGGUCGGAUGACCGCUGGCACCGGAGGGCUGUAGAGGACCAAGGUGCCGGUGUCGGUACAGGAUCUGCUCGGGUGCAAGAUCGGCUUGGGGUCCUUCGACUGCCCAUGACGUCAAAGUAUGGCAAACCCACUCGGACAAAAUACACUACACAUCUAUACUGUUGGAAGUAAUUUAGCAGUUUUGUUAUUAAAAUAAUGUUUCUUACGAUGUAAGUUUGUGUUUAUAAUGGUAUUUGUAAAAUAAAACACUAUAUUGUAUUCAUAAUGUUGAACUCCUCUUUGAGCACAUCCCUUGAAGGAUCAUAGGUAUUAGCAACACCUGUGAAAUUGUAUUUGCAGGAAAGAAGUGUGUCCCGUUUAUUGAAGUAUUUUGUGUUUAGUUUUUGACGUCUUGUCCAUGCGUAGUUCAGUAUACGCUCAUAGCUGCUAGCCAAAACUCUGGAGUUAAAAGUUUUCUGGCUUUACUAAAAUACCUGUCUGUACUUAUUUGAUUGAUGGUAGUUUUACUUUCUAUUAGACUCCAAAUGUAAUCAUUUGGCACAUUUCUAAUUCAUAUUUUGUGAGAUUGUAAUCGGUGAUAUUAGCAUUAGCAUUCCUAUGGGUUUCUCCACGUAUAUUAGCAUUGUGCUAACCAUUCGCUGCCAAAUUGCAGCCUUUGAGAUUAGAAAAUCUCCUUUUGUCACAUCGCAAUUUAAUUGCACAUGCAGUUAAUCGUUCAGCCCUAAUAUACAUGCAGCUCUAUGCUAAAAGUGUAUUUUCAAAGAGGUAAUGAUGGAUUUCUUUGUAAAAGUUGUCCAUCUUUCCAACUGAAAGAUUUGCCUGGACCAACGUAAGGCGAUAACAACGUAACAUGAUUACGUAAUUCCGUAAGGUUCAUGUUCAGCCAAUCAACUACUUUGACGUCACCGGCAGUCGACGGACCCCGAGCCGAUCUUGCACACGAGCAGAUCUUGUACCGACACCGGUUCUUUCAGUCCGGAGAUGUCUCUCGGGUCACGACAGAUGGAUGAAACCAAGCGUCUUAAAAAUAACUGAAGGAGUUUGGAGUCAGCUUUGUUCUGCAGGAAAAGAAUCUUGUUGUUUCAGCUUUGCAGGUGCGAAAAAGUUUUAAGGUUUUGACAACGUGUCAAAAUCCUUCUGGUUAAAGAGGCUAAAGAUGGCCGGUCUGAAGCUUGCUCUAGAACCCUCGAACUGUUGAGCUGUUUGAACUGUUUUGUCUGAAAUUGAACUCAGGGGAAAACCAGAGUAAAACUAGUUUUAACGGAUUGAUGUUAUCUUGAAUAGCCAACCAGAAGUUGGCACGUUUUGAGGAUGUUACCAAGCAUUGCAGAGACACAUCCUCUGUGAUGGAGACUCCGAAUCUAGGCAAAAGGUUAACUUGUGUGUCAUGGAUUAACUUAACUUUACUUGUGAGCGCAAAUGUUAUGACCUCAUCAAGAAAACAUACUAAAACAUAUCAUUGAGCACAGAUUAAGGAAACAUUUCAUUAUUUAUAAUUAGCAAUAGCAAAAGUUCAGUCAAUGAUUCUUUUUAAUUAUAAAAUCUUCUUUUCUUCUUCAUCUGGGAAUAAAGGGAUUUAUUUAAAAGAGUUCCUCUGUGAUGGACCUUGGAGGAGAAAAUAUUUAUUGUUUAUCAUUUAUUAUCUCUGCAGUCUAGCUGGUGUGAGGAAGUAGGCUCUAAUUAAAGGGGCUACAUGCAGACUUCGAGUCUCCUGUGAGGGGAAAAGAUAGUAGAAUGUGUCAUAGCCAGGGUCACGGUGGUCCGAAAGAAACCACCUGGCAUUGCAACACCCCAGAGGCCCGAAGGACUCCAUCGAGGAAUGGCAGAUGUUAUGUCCCAGUUGAAGGCAGAAGGAGUGAGGAAGCAUUCCCCAUGCCGGUGAACAGUCACGGAUCAUGUCUUUGAGAAGUGAUUAAGUCAAUAAUCUGUAGAUCAUUUGUAUAUCCCUGUGACGGGAAGAAUUUCAACUGCAAUUGAUCAUUUGUAAUUGCUUGAAGUAAUUAUUUCAAAAAGUAUAAAUGAGCGCUCUGUUCCCACACAGCGUAGUCCACAGGUAGGAAGAAGAAGAGUACGGACCGGACCAGGCCCCAGGCGAACCGGAAAGCUCCCGCAACCAUGGCAGGAACCACAGGACGUCCAGACCCAAGCGAACCGGACCCUCAGGCAUCAGGCAGCCGAAUCAGCACUCCUGAAGAACCAGAAAUGGAAGCUUCCGAAGACUAUUCUGCUAGUAAUGGCCAAUGUGCUUCCGGUAUGGAGAACUCAAGAAUUUCUAUGGAUAAGUUGGCACCUAAUGGACAGACAGUUCUUCAGGGUCCUAAUUCCCCUGAUGAUCUGACAAUUAAGCAAGAAGAAGACAUAGCAGAAGAGGUUGAAAGCAGAAGCCCUGCACCUGAAGAAAUGGGUCGGACAGGGGAUGAAGGAGUAGCACCAGAGGAAUCGGUGACUGGCAGCCCGGGUGAAGCCCAGGAUGGGCUGUUGGGGCCAAACAUAUCAGCGGAUGGAGGAAAUCGACAAUCAAAUGGUGACAGGCCGUUCCAGUGUAACCAGUGCGGUGUGUCGUUCACCCAAAAAGGAAACCUACUGCGACACAUUAAGCUGCACACCGGCGAAAAACCCUUCAAAUGCCCCUUCUGCAGCUACGCUUGCCGGCGCCGUGAUGCUCUAACUGGCCAUUUACGAACUCAUGCUGUUGGCAAACCACACAAGUGCAACUACUGUGGACGGAGCUAUAAGCAACGCACGUCUUUAGAGGAACACAAAGAGCGUUGCCACAGUUACCUACAAGGUAUCAACUUAGAUCUCUCUACCAACUCUGGGCCUUAUGCAGGUGAGGUUACCAAAGAGGUCCGGGUCAUGGCAGAACCCAGCAGCUUGCCCACUUUUGAUCGGCCACCUGUUAUUGAAAGGCUGCCCACUAAUGUAGGCAAGCGGAAGAGCACUACGCCUCAAAAGUUUGUUGGAGACAAGAUGAUGCGAUACACCUAUCCAGAUUUAGGCUAUGAGAUGCGCCUGAAAUAUGAGAAUCGUACAGAACUGAUACCAGCACAUAUGAUGGACCAAACUAUCAACAAUGCCAUGACAUACUUGGGAUCAGAGACCCUACGACCUGUGCUACAUCAUCCUGGUCCUCUGUCUAUGGGUGAGGUAAUGCCCAUUGUCAACCCUCUUUACCACCAUGUCCUGCCACUGGGGCAGCAAACAGAUCGUCCAGGAAACUGUGACACACUCCAACUGCCAUCAAACCAGCUCCACGAUUUCCCCAGCCAUCAAACUACAAAUGGCCCUACAGCCUUAUCCAAGCAGAACAAGCCACUCCAGCCAGGACAAGCAGAAUCACCUAGCAACAGUGGUGUCGACUCUGCUGACUCAGCUAGCAGCAGCCCUCAGGACAGGCAGGGAUAUCACGGCACCAACCCCUCUUCAGUCCUCAGGUCUCGAGCCAGUCCAGCUGUGGUCAGUUCAGGGGAGCGAGUUAUAAUUGCAUCACCGGGAAGCGGGACUGGUGUGACGACAGGGAUGAGCCGAGCAGCUCCAGAGAGGCCUGCGAGCCAGGAGAUGGUGCGUGUAUUUGGACGAGAGGGCCACGAGUUGCGAGCCUUCCAGUGCGAGCACUGUCGAGUGCUCUUCCUAGACCAUGUCAUGUACACCAUCCACAUGGGUUGCCAUGGAUACCGGGAUCCACUAGAAUGCAACAUAUGUGGCUAUCGAAGCAAGGACCGCUAUGAGUUCUCUUCUCACAUAGUCCGCGGGGAGCACACUUUCCAGUAAGAGGAUGGGCCGUAAUAAAGGAGAAGCUUCAGAAGUGAAAGGAGCAAUAGUCGCUGAUUACCCUCCAGAAACGGAAUAGUUGAAUGGCACUGUAGACACGUGUAGCACAAUCAUAGACUCUUUUUAAGCUACUUGUAAAUUGGAACUAUUGAUCAAUCAUAUGAAGGUAUGGGCCAAAGACACAUUUUCUACCUAUUUAAACAGAGAAAAGAAGUUAUGUUUGUUGAAUUAUUUCUUUUAAAAUGGAGCUAGGUCAGCAGCCUUUAUGGUUUUAAAUAGUUUUUUUCUAUUCCUACAUGAAAAUAGCUUUUUGUGCUUUUGCCUUCACUAAGUUUGUGUUUGUGAUAUGAAUGUUAUUGUGACUUACCACAAAGUUAUUGGCCUCCAUCGUGACUUACUUAUCAAAAACCGCAGUGAGCCUUGAUUUAGCUAAUAGGUAAAUCAAUAAAUGAAGACAACUUAAAAAUUAGAAAAAGAAAUGAAAGAAAUGAAUGUUUGUGAUUCAAAACACACAAAGGUAGGAAACAGCCUUUCUGUGUGGAGUUUGAUGUUCUCGUGCACUCGUCUUUGGGUAUUCCUGUUUCCUCCCACAGGCCAAAAACAUGCAUAUUAGGUUAAAGGUGUGGUUCCCUGAAAACCCUUUGUUUUUUUUUUAUUAUUAUUUCUGAUUAUAAUUGCUCACUCUGAGUUUUUGCAGCUGAACGUGAAAAUAGUCUCCUACACCUAUCUUCUACAUUCGAUUCUGAUAGAAAAUAUACAGUGAAACUCUAGGAUUUGAAAAGCCUGGCAGAUCUACAUCACACUGUUAUUAAUGUUCAUGGACUCACCCAUCUUGACUCACGACGGGGAAGGGCUGUUGUUGUUUUAGCAUCCAUUAGCAUUAGCAACUUCACCACAUGGCAGAAGCUCCUCCAGGCUUGUGUUAUUUGUGGAGAUAAAACAUCAACGUUGCACGUUAGUGGUAGGGUCACGUUAAAAAAGAUUGUUAUGUCAGAGGUGAGAUGUCCAGAUAUCAGGAAAUGUGACUUCUGUGAUGCAGGUAACUGCUAGUUCCUGGAAAUGGUGCACCGGUAUAUUUUUUCCCUCCUUCACUACGUGCAAUGCAUUCAUUCCUACUAGAGACCAUUACAAAUGUAUUGAUUAAACAAGCGAGCCACACCUUUAAAACAGGAAAUUGCUUUGGACAAAAACAUAAGCCAGUUUAAUCUUUCUUCCUCACAAAGUACUAUGAACAAAUAUAUAUAUUCAAUUAGGUUUGUUUUGAUUAUUUCCAGUUUUGUUCAACAAUCUCAUGUUCUUUCAACUCAAAGCUCAGCAUUAGAUCAUCAAGUUGUUGUUUAUCAAACUGGAAAGAUUUCAGUGAUGAUUAUUCAUUUUUGUUUGGGUAACAUUUUACAAUAAUGGUCCCUUUAUUAACAUUACUUAGUGCAUUAUUACGCAUUAAUAAACUAUUAAAUAAAGUAUUAACAACUGCUUAAUAUUAAUGUUAUUAUUAGGUAAUGCAUCACUAAGCAGACACCCCAGCCCACUGUCCUAACCUUAAGGACUCUUAAUAGCUAAAAAUUUUGGGAACAUUAAUAAAAGGAUCCUUUGUUUAUUAAUGCUUAAUAAUGCACUAAAUGACGUUAAUAAAGGAACCCUCAUUGUAAAGCAUUAUCUUUGUCUUAAUUUUUUCUGCUAACCAUUUUAAAGUGACACAUUUACUUUACUACCUGGCUGUACGAUGGUGCUUAGUGACAUGUGAUCAAAGAGAUCGUCUCGAUGUACCUCACUUAAUGGUUCUAUGGAGUUUGAUCCUUUUGCUAUGAGAUCCUGUUUUGAAAAACUCUGUGUUUUUUGUUCAGUUUGCAUACCAGGGUUAGCCUUUUUUGGUACACAACCACAAAACAAAGAAACGUUUAUUGAAGCUAAUGCCUGUACGUUGCUAUGCUACCUUCCUCUUAUUGUAUUAUUAAGCAUAUCCUGCCUGAAUAAUGCUGCUCGCGUCUACCUUUCUUCAACACCAUCUCACAAACAAGCAAGUACACACUAAUGUCGGUUACUUUCUCUAGUCUGAACCUUGCUCGCUGCAUUGCUUUAUGUCACCACAUUCAUGCAUGACCUUUCAGAGCAAAAAUCAAGAAAGGGACAACAUGAGCAAGAGGAAAAUUUAACAGUGUGUGGUUAAAAUGUGCAGCAAUACUACUCGGAAGGCACUUAUGAAAACUAUAGCAAAUGUUCUAGAUAACCUCAACUAACCUCUAACAUUUGAGGCUUGUAUAAAAAUGUGAUGUAAAAGUCAUAGUAGUACUUGUAGUAGUAGUAGUACUAAGUUAGAAAAAUGUUGUUUCCUGCAAAAGGAUUCAGAGCUGUUCUAGGUACAGCUGGUCUUGGUCAUGCACUUUAUGUAGGCUAUAUUAACAGGCAACUUAUUAUUAUUAUUAUUAUUUUUUAAUUGCAGGUAAAAUAGAAAACAAUGCAGCUUAUCUGUAAAGCAGUCUUGGGGUAAAACAUGUAGGACUCCUUUGUGGUUUUAUCGUUAUGUCCUAUUAUAUGUGAUUCUAGUUUAACAAAUUUCAUUUAAAACAAACCUGGCAUUACACAUCACUUUAUAUAUUUUCUCAAAAAUCUGCAGUUGCUUUGAGAUAAUUUCUUUGUUUGUUGUCAACUUUUACUCAAAAGGCAGCUUUUGCUUUGUUUACUUUUUGCUUCUUAGCAUCAACACACGUUGCAAAGUUUUGGUAUUGGAAAUAGUUUACACCUUGCAGCUGUUGUAAUAGAUUCUGUACAUUCGUAUUAUAAAACGACCGCUGUAAAUAUUUGCAAUCUGACAAUUCCUGCCGACACGGGUCCAACAUUCAUUUAAUGUCAGCUAAUUCUACCCAGAUUUUCUGUCCUUUUUUAUCUUUGUAAAUACAGUAAGAAAAAAAUCUUUAAAAUGUAUCGAUCGAUUGAUCUCUUGAUAUAUUCAUCUAUCUAUCAAUCUAUCGAUCUACCGAUCUACGGCAGCCAUACAACCACAAAAACAACCGUCUUCUACUUGAAAAGUCCACUCGUUGCUACUGCUACAUACUGUGGGGAUGUGUUUUGUACGUUUUAAAGGUGAGUGUUUGAAAUGUCUAUUUUUCUGCUGAAAUGCCGAUACAAAUAGUUUUGUGAACUUUGAGUGACAUUCUGAAGUAUGAACAUGUUUACAAAAAUGUACAAGGCAGGGUUCUGGGUGCGUUGUAUUUUUUAAUAGCUAUUAUUGGUGCAGAACAUUCCCCAGGAAUCUGCGCCGACUGAUCAGUCUGGUUUUGAUAUCGACGUUCUGAUGUGAGGGCUCUCAGGUAUUUGUAAAGGCCUUGUAUUUUUUUUAUUAUUUAUCAUAAAGAUGCUCAGAAAUGUUUAUUUUUCUGUUGCUUCUUAACACUGAAUGUGGUGAAGGAAGUUGAAUGAUGGCUCAAUACUGUGGGUUUUUUCUUUUUAUUAUUAUUUUUCUACAACGUUGACCUUACAUGAAGACAGACUGCUGUGAAGAUUACUAUGUAUAUUUUAGGCAUGGCUUUCUCUUGAAUAAAGAACUGGUUUUACUGCU